Dermacentor silvarum is the source of this 2121-nucleotide messenger RNA. It is a transcript of the gene Dip-B, whose product is annotated as putative aminopeptidase W07G4.4. Gene Ontology annotation, molecular function: manganese ion binding; metalloaminopeptidase activity. The coding region runs from base 288 to 1856 and encodes 522 amino acids. Gene Ontology annotation, cellular component: cytoplasm. Gene Ontology annotation, biological process: proteolysis. NCBI's taxonomy places the organism in Eukaryota, Metazoa, Arthropoda, Arachnida, Ixodida, Ixodidae. The transcript is spliced from 16 exons. The record is from RefSeq and is a predicted model, not a curated record.
CGCUACCAGCGCGCGCCUCGGGCCGCCCUUUGUUCCCCUCAAGCAGUUUAUCUCUGGCCGUCAGUAUAGGGGCAUACGCGAGGACACGGGCUCAUAAGUGAGCGCAGCGCGCACGGUAUAGGGCACUCGCACAGCGCCGCAAGCCACACAUCGCGGCAGGACGCCGGAUCUCUGCGGGCCCAGUGACGGUAAUCUGGUCACCACGCUUCGUCAGACAAUCCUCACCCCGACUUGAGACCAGGAGCUGACAGCGGCUGCCCAUCCAGGUCCAGCCGCUAACGGAAGCCAUGGCCGACUCUGCCCAGCUCCUGUUUUCCGUCAGCGUGGAGAGCUCGGAAAGCGCCGAGUUCGACAGCGUGGUGAUCAUCGGGACGGGCUUGGACGCCACGCACCUGCAGGGUGGCAUCCUCGAAAAGUACCGCGAGCCGCUCGUCGCGCACAGGCAGGUUGACCAAAAAGCUGAAGAAGAUGUGUUUGUUCUGAGCCUGCCGGAAAAGUAUCCCAUCAAACGCCUCGUCUUUUCUCCAACCGGGCCCCUGAACCGAGACUACGAUGACGUGCGCUGCUUCGCUGACGCUGCCUGCAAAGGCGUCAAGAGGGCCACGGCUGCGGGCAGCACCAGGCCUCUCGUGGUUCUUCCAGCCAAACACGGCAACUUCACCAGCUAUGACGUUGCCACGGUCCUCGGCACCCUGCACGGACUCUACGUGCCCUUGGAGAUCCGGGAGGAUGUUCCGAGCCGAAAGCAGAAAGUUACUCGGCUGGGCUUUGCCAACUUCCCGGCAACGGUGCCGAACCGCGACGAGGCCUUCGCGCUUGCGUUGGCCAUUGAGCGAGCCAGGAUCGUGUGCCGGGACAUCGGCGGCAGCGACCCCGAGCGUAUGGCGGCGCCUCGCGUGGCCGAGUACGUUCAGCACGUGUUCAAGAAUUCACCGGUCAACGUGGAGGUGAUCGCGGACGAUGCCCGCAUCCUCAAGGAGUACCCGUUGUUGGCCGCCGUCAACAGGGCAGCGCGAGGUGUUCCAAGGCAUCAAUGCAGGAUGAUUCACCUCACUUACACCCCCGAUGGGCCGAUCAAGAAAACGCUGUUCUUCGUCGGAAAGGGCGUGACGUACGACACUGGCGGCGCCGACGUCAAAGCCGGUGGCCACAUGGCCGGCAUGCAUCGCGACAAGUGCGGCGCCGCAGCCGUGGCCGGCUUCUUCAAGGUGCUGAGCGAGCUUCGUCCUAAAGGUGUCAAAGUGUACGGUGCUAUGGCAAUGGUCCGAAACAGCAUCGGUUCAGAGUGUUACGUGUCCGACGAGAUCAUAACAUCGCGUGCGGGAGUGCGCGUAAGGAUUGGGAACACCGACGCCGAAGGACGUAUGGCCAUGGCGGACGCUCUUUGCGAGUACAAGGACAAGGCACUCAAUGAAGUCAACCCACGCAUAUUCACCAUCGCUACCCUGACGGGACACGCAUGCGUGGCUGUUGGAGAUGGCUAUUCGAUAAUCAUCGACAACGGCCCAGCCCGCUCGAACGCCGUGAGCGCUACGGUACAAGCUGCUGGUGACGAGAUCGGAGACUUGUUCGAGGUGUCCACCGUUCGCCGCGAGGACUACAAUUUCGUGCGAGGCCCAUCCGAGUACGAGGACCUGAUCCAGUGUAACAACGAGCCGUCGUCGCGUACUCCGCGGGGUCACCAGAUGCCGGCAGCGUUCCUCAUCAAGGCAUCCGGUCUGGACAAGCACGGCCUGGAUUCCAAGCGACCGCUGUGCUACUCGCACAUCGACAUCGCUGCCAGCUCGGGACCGUUCCCGGGAGUGCCGACGGGGGCCCCCAUUGCUGCUCUGACUGUAGCUUUUCUGCUGGACUGAAGUCUGCGGGCCGCUUCCCUCGAGUGGCUCCCACCUAAUCAACCAUGGAGAUUGUUUACGCGUGCAGGCCAGAGGACGAAAUGAGAUUAUAUCUGUUUUCUUCUUCUCUCGUGACCAGUGAUUUUUUAAAAGCUUUACUCGCAUGCAAAUCUUUCAUCAAAUGAAUUUACUCGAGGCAGUUUUAUUGGUCGGAGGUGCUUUUACUCCAUAUUUCUGUUUGUAUUGGGGAAAUAAAAUAAAUAUUGCAACAGCGCUUGGCGCGAAA